UUUAUAAUAUACAAAACCAACGCAGCAGCCAUGGUUCUCCAAUCCAAUCCCAUCAGAUCACUCUCUCUCCCCGCUUCUCUGUUUCUCUCCGGACGCCCAAAAUGGCAUUUUCUCCCUUCAUCCGACGAACCAUUUCCAGGACACUCCUCUCUCAAUCGCACUUCUCUCUUCCCAAAUCCCAUCUUCUUCCUUCUUCCUCUUUUUUCCAUCAUCCACUCACUUCCGAUGAUCACAAACGCAUCGAUCGCGUUCCUGCUUCUUCACAUUCGCUUCAUUCACAGGGAGCGGCACCUGCUCUUGUGGAGUUUGCCAUUCUGAUCUGCACGUUAUGAAAGGGGAGAUUCCAUUCCCUAGCCCUUGUGUAGUUGGGCAUGAGAUCACUGGUGAGGUUGUUGAACACGGACCUCUCACGGACAGGAAAACAAUUGAAAGACUUCCAAUUGGAGCUCAUGUUGUAGGAUCUUUCAUCAUGCCUUGUGGAAACUGUUCUUACUGUUCAAAGGGCCAUGAUGAUUUAUGUGAAGAUUUCUUUGCUUAUAACCGGGCAAAAGGAACACUUUAUGAUGGUGAAACUCGGUUGUUCCUUCGCAGGGACGGAAAACCAAUAUACAUGUAUAGCAUGGGAGGCCUUGCUGAAUAUUGUGUUACUCCAGCGAAUGGAGUGUCAAUUUUACCAAAGUCAUUGCCAUACACAGAGUCGGCUAUUUUAGGAUGCGCAGUUUUUACAGCCUAUGGUGCCAUGGCCCAUGCAGCUGAAGUGCAGCCAGGGGAUUCUGUUGCUAUUAUUGGAAUUGGAGGUGUCGGUUCAAGUUGUCUGCAGAUAGCAAGGGCAUUUGGUGCUUCUCAUAUUAUUGCCGUUGAUGUUCAGGAUGAUAAACUACUAAAAGCGAAGACAUUUGGUGCUACUCAUACCAUUAAUGCUCGUAAAGAAGAUGCUAUUGAAAAGAUAAGAGAAAUAACAGAAGGAAUGGGAGUGGACAUUGCUGUGGAGGCGUUGGGAAGGCCACAGACAUUCAUGCAGUGUACUCAAAGUGUGAAGGAUGGAGGCUAAAAGUGAUAGGGUCUUAUGGAGGAAGGGCAAGGCAGGAUCUGCCCAAGUUGGUGAAGUUGGCAGAAUCAGGAAUUUUCAAUCUUAGUGAUGCGGUUUCUCGAACAUACAACUUUGAAGAUGCAAACAAAGCAUUUCAAGAUCUCAACGAAGGGAACAUCAUUGGUCGAGCUGUUAUAGAGGUGCUCUAAUCUUAAUCUAAGCGCUUCCCUAUAACAUCGCCCUUCAAAUGAAUAAAUAUUCUGUUGUUUUCAGAUGCUUUUUAGUUUCUUUGUGCUUUAAAUGUGUAUAUUUAAGGACAAUUUCACAAACCACUUUUCAACUUUUAGUUUCAUCAA
Messenger RNA from Momordica charantia (bitter melon), 1386 nucleotides. The record is from RefSeq and is a predicted model, not a curated record. Lineage: Eukaryota; Viridiplantae; Streptophyta; Magnoliopsida; Cucurbitales; Cucurbitaceae.